AUGACCUACGAUGACUGGAAUACCUGCCUUGCCACAAAGGUUCAGGGAACUUGGAAUCUUCACCACGCGGCCUCUGGCCAGCCGCUCGAUUUCUUCGUCGUUUUCAGUUCGAUCGCCGGCAUCUGUGGCAACCACGGCCAGGCAAACUACGCCGCCGCCAAUACAUUACUCGACAGCUUUACGCGCUACCGCCGUCGCCUGGGUCUCCCAUCGGCUACCCUUGCCCUUGGAGCAGUAGAAGACUGUGGUAUCGUCAGCCGUGAUGCAAAACUGCUGCAAGCAAUGCAAGCAGCUUCCGUACGACUUGUCAGAGAGGACGAGCUCCUGGAAGGUCUAGAGCUGGCAAUCCGCCAGUGCAAUUCUCCACCAAUCUCUGUCAAUCAAGGUAUAACAUCAGACGCUUGUAUCAUCGGCCUCGGAAAUACCCGUCCAACCAGCGAUCCUACAGUCCGGACAGCGUGGGUGCCUUCCGACUCACGAUUCUCCGUCUACGCCAACAUCGAGAUGAAGGAAGGACAGAGCGCAACAGCCGGCGGUGCAGCAAUCAAAGAGCUCCUGCGGAGGGUCGACCAGAACCUGGCCAUGCUGAUUGAGCCCGAGCACCUGGCACGACAUAUGCCGCGAGCCGCUGAGAUGUCCGCGGAGGAGAUUGUAGAGAUGCCUAUUGACUCGCUUAUGGCGGUGGAGAUUCAGCGCGGGUUGCGAGGCGAUCUCAAUUGGGAUAUUCGUAUGGUGGAGAUUGCGAAGAUUGGGAAGGUUGGAAGGUUUGCGGAAGCCGCUGUUCAGCAUCUGAAGGAGAAGUAUGGACUUGUGAAGGAAGGGAAGUAG
This is a messenger RNA of Aspergillus costaricaensis CBS 115574, 828 nucleotides long. RefSeq names its product KR-domain-containing protein. The record is from RefSeq and is a predicted model, not a curated record. Bases 1 to 828 code for a protein of 275 amino acids. Gene Ontology annotation, biological process: fatty acid biosynthetic process; secondary metabolite biosynthetic process. The transcript is spliced from 2 exons. Lineage: Eukaryota; Fungi; Ascomycota; Eurotiomycetes; Eurotiales; Aspergillaceae. Gene Ontology annotation, molecular function: fatty acid synthase activity.